Molecule: messenger RNA, 3906 nt
Organism: Ambispora leptoticha
Lineage: Eukaryota; Fungi; Glomeromycota; Glomeromycetes; Archaeosporales; Ambisporaceae
Source: the annotation of a GenBank genome assembly
AUGGAGUCUCUAUUGACUUUGAUAAACGAAGUUGUGGACAGACCACCUUCCUUGACUACCCCUAAUACUCAUCCUCCUCCUCUACCACCACCGUCUAUACUUUCACCUAAUAACAACUCGUUUGAAAUAAAUAAAGACGGCCAUGAGAUCUUUGAUUCGGAAGGAAGAGACGACGAUAAUGCUAUCUCUCCAUUAAAAAGAAAUUUGGACAUUUAUAAUAGUAACAAUAAAAAACAGGACAAUAGUAACACCAACAACAAUUUAAACAAUUCAGACAACUUAACUAUAGAUGAUUCUUCUGGCGAAGAAAAAGAACAUAACUCAAAAAAUCUAGAAACAUUGUCGCAGGAAACGUCAAAUUCACCUUCAACACCUUCAUUUCUUAAAAGUGCCACCAUUUCUGUUGCCAUUGGCAAUUUAUCAGCGAUUCCAGAACAAACUGAACUUAUGACUACAGUUGUAGACGCCUCGUCUUCUGUUGUUGAUGAUAAUUCUAUGUCUUCAUCGUCUUUAGAUAGCUUAGAAUCUAAUAACAAUAAUAAUAGGGAAUUAGCGGCAUCAAAACAGGAAGGAAUGAGGGUAUUUGAGGAGGUGAAGGAAGAUGUGAUAAAAAGUCGUCGUACUCCUAUUGAAACAGAACAAGCUUAUGAAUAUUCAAAUAUACUUCCCCAAUCAUCAUCACCCUCAUUUGCUACUAUACAUUCAGAUGAAUCAAUCUUGGGCGAACAUUAUCCUGCAAUUAAAGAAACACCUUCUGUAUCAGUCUCACCAGCACCUUUAUUAAUGGCGGGUGAUCGAUAUCCCCCAAUGACACCUUUGCGAAGCAUUAAAGAUUUUACUCGAGCUGGAAUAUUAACCUCCAGGGAAGUUCGAUAUCCUAGUCCCGGUACCUUUUUUGCAGGAAAGAGUGGCCCAUUAGGAGAUAUAAGCGGGAGAUUAUCACCAAGCAAAAGGCCAAGAUUCUUUUCACCAAAUUCAAAUAGAAACGAGCGUUGGCCGACACCAACGAUUGAUACUACACGAACUGAACGUUCAGGGCGAAAGACCAUGGAAGGCUGGCCUACCUCACCACGUCGUAUGCAAUUGGCAAGCCCGCGCUUCAAGUCUUUAACCGACCUUGUGGAAGAGACAUCAGAGAAUCCUGAACAGAUAGAAAUAAGUGAAAAAAGACCGGAAUCUUUGGAAUUACCUAUUCAACUUUCUCAGGAAAAUAAAGUAAUCUCAUCUUCAUCUAUUGAAGAAAAUGAUGCAAUCAUAAGAGGAUUGGAUGAGAAUAAUAAGAAAAUUAAUUAUGAAGAAAUUCGAGAAGAAAAGAUUCCAGCAGAUCCUGAAGAUGAUAAAGAAAAAGAAAAACAAGAUAUUCCCGGAAAACUCUUAAUAAAAUCAUCAUUUAGUGAAAUUAUUCGGUCAAAAGACAGUGAAAUACCAUUGAACACCAGUAAAAAUUUUCAAUCAAAUGAAAGACACAUUUCAGGUUUGUUCAAUAUGCCUCCUUUGGUUGAGAAUAGUGAGGAUAUUGAGGAAGAGGAGGAGUGCGAUUCAACCCCAACACCUUCGCCCAUAAUAAAACCCUCAGACACAACAGCGAGCUUGGACAUUGGUCGUAUUAAAACACGAACAUCAGCCAUUAAUUUAUUUCCCUCUCGAGAUCCUCAAACAAAUGAAUCAAAAAAAUUUAGUGAUAACAAAUUUUUUCGGUCAAUACAAACGAGGAGAACAGACAGAAAAAAUGUACCGAAAAAACUAAUGAUAAUAUCUGAAGACGAAGAUGAAGAAGAAUCAAAAACUUCAGACAAUGCACAAACAUUUAAUAAUGAUCGGAGGUCAUCUCCAAAAUCAGCGCCAUUACCUUCAUCAUCGACACCUAAUAUCUCAUUUCCAAUAACACCAGCUACUACAAAGACUAUUUGGAGAUGGCCUAAAAGGCCAUUUAGUCCAGCUCGAGAAAAAUGUAAAGAACAAUCACCUAAUGAUUCUAAUGAUGACCCUUCAAUGCAUAUUGGAAAAGUGGGAAAUCUAUGGGCUAAAAAGACGCUAGGACAAUUAAGAGAAUAUCAUAAGCGUCAUAGUCCUAGUAUUUGGGGUAAAGGGUUUGGUUCUCCUAGUAGUUCAAGUCCAUUAAAAGAAUCAUUUUCUUCUGUAUUACAAAUAUCCCCUGUUAGUGAUGUUGAGGCAACUAAAUCUCCAAUGACUCCUAAUUUACUUGUUGCUGAUCAAUUAGAAACCAUUGAUGAAGAAGACGAUGAAGAAAUUGGAGUAUGGUCAAGCGAAGAAGUUGACCUCACAGAUUCUGGUAAGGAAGAUAAAAAACCGAAUCCACCAUCAUCAUCUUCGAUACCAAUCAGUCCAUCGUCAAUAAUCGAAGAAAUAACAGAGCCUCAAGGAAUGAAAGUAUCUCCUGAACACUUGACAGUGGUAGGAGGAACAGCCGUGUACAGAGAAAAUUCGCCAAGUUCAUCUAGCGCUUCUUUACAAUUGCGAACUAAUCCUCAAAAUUCAUCACUUGGCAAACAUAAUGCUAAACCAUUAUUUGAGACUACAUUCACUAUUUCUAAUAUCACAGACAAGCCAUUACGUUACGAAAUACUUUGGCCAGCAUUCCGAUUUGAUGUAUCACCGGCUUACGGAAUAGUUCAAGCAAAAGGCGUAACAGUAGUAAAAAUAUCAGUGAUGAUGAAACAUAUGAAUGCCGGAUCAAAACGCGAUGAACUUAAAGAUUCAAAGAAGUUAAUGGGAAUGCUCAAAGGAGCCACGAGAAUAGACAAUGAGAAACCAUUAAUGGGGCACACUCGAAUACUUGUAUUAUGUGAAAAUGGAGAAAGAAGAGAGAUAUUAGUUGAUAUUGUUCAAGCAAAGAAAAAAUCAAAAGAACUUGAACCGGUUAAAGGCACAAAAAAUGUUAAAGAUGGAGGAAAUACGGGUAUUAAUAGAAAUUUCAUUAGACGAACUGUAGGUGAUUUUAGACCAACCAGUCGAAGUACCAGUCCAGACAAUAAAAAAGUACAUAGCAAUCGUAGCAAACCACUAUCUUCUACUAAUCGAAUUAGUCGACCGAGUACACCCGAUUAUAAAUUAGCUGAUCGACCAAUAAUAUCACGUUCACGUACACCCGAAGAAUCUAAACAGCUACCACAGCGAAAAAACCUUAUUUAUCUUGGAAUUCCUGGAAAUGUUAGUUGCCCCGAUACUACUAUCCGUGAAACUGCUAAUGGUGUAUUUCGUAUACAUAAUCCUACAAAUAAACAUAUAUCAUGGCAUUUAACCACUGCGACAAAUCCUUUCCUUAAACGAUCAGAUUCAUCUUCACAACAAAAAAUUACCGAUGAGGUAUUUCUAAUAAUGAAAACACAUGGAUUUUUAAGGCCUGGACAAUCAGAACGUGUAGAUGUCAGUUUUCAUCCUUUAUUCGUCGGUACAUAUGUACAAAAUUUUAUGCUUGAAGAAUCUAUGAAUUCUGAAGCGGCCGGUGGUUUAGGUGGUGUAUCUUUACGGAUGCAAGGAGAAGGAAAACCAGAUACUUCAUCGAGUACACCAAAUGAAAGACGAAGAAGGGGCGUGGACUUUGUGGUAUCAGAAAAAGAAAUUCAAAUACCCCCGACAAGAGUUGGAAGACGAAGGUCUAUUGGGAUUAAAAUUGAGAACCCUUCUCCUCAAUUAAUACGGAUUCGGUGUAAAUGUGAAGUAGUAUCGGGAGCAAUUGGAACAUCAGUUUUAUCGAUUCCUUUGUCUAGUGUGCUAAUCAAGCCAAAAGCGUUUGUUCUAUUGCCUGUACGCUUUCAACCAAAAGAAUCCGGCGAGAUUAAAGGUGUCGUAAAACUUCAAGCUAUAGGAAAAACUGAGAGGAAAGUGGAUAUCAUAGCGGAUGGUGUAGUUGAUACUGGACCUUCGAUUGAAUUAUCUCCUUGA